Messenger RNA from Octopus bimaculoides (California two-spot octopus), 1256 nucleotides. RefSeq names its product cilia- and flagella-associated protein 107. NCBI's taxonomy places the organism in Eukaryota, Metazoa, Mollusca, Cephalopoda, Octopoda, Octopodidae. The record is from RefSeq and is a predicted model, not a curated record. Gene Ontology annotation, cellular component: axonemal microtubule. Gene Ontology annotation, biological process: flagellated sperm motility.
AGAAAUAAGAAUGACGUUCUUUUCCUGGUUGCCCGGCAACGGUUCCUAACGCUUAGCAAACACUUUACACUUUGUCUUUUCGUAGAAAGAACGUAUAAGUAUAAUCAGCAUUUGUCAAUUCCCAGAAUAAAUUGCUUAAUAGAAGGUUAUAUUUCUAUACUUGUAAUUAUCAUUAUCAUGGACCUAAAGUUAAAAGACAACCCUCACAAUUAUCAAGUCAAUCGUUUGCCACCCGUGUCAACAGGUUUAACAAGGGACGUAAAUGUUUGUCACCCUGGAGGCUUGUACUAUCAAAGGACUAUAGACCUGGGCUAUGCGCAGCCUCCUGGUGUUGCUGACCCCAGUUGGAAGCUAGAAAGAUAUUUUUCUCCCAUAGUAUUGACUGGAAACUGGACUGAGAAUAGACUAUCGUGGAACAGAGACCAAGCUGAAGAGGCAGAAUGCCUACGACCAAAGACAAGUUCAUAUCUACCUGACAGACAGAAAGCUCUCCAAAACAAACUGAGGAACAACACAGGCGUUGGAGAGGAUCUUAUAACCAAUUACAGUGACAUAUACAACAAUAAUCAGAUUACAAUGUAUGAUGAGGAUUAUAACCAACGUUGGAGAGAAAAAAAUUUACCGACUUUACGAACCUGGAAUUUUACACACGAUGCCUGGAUUCCUGAAAAGAGUGACCAUCCUUAUUUUGGAGCCCCAACACAAUUUGGUUUGCUUAAAGCUUUAAGGAAAAAGUGGGUCAAAAAUCUGAGAGAUGAUGAAGAUACAUACAAUACAAUUUAUCGGCUUGACUUUACAAAAUAUCCUCCAGAAAAAUUCGUGCGCAAACAUGCUACUUGUGUAGCUCCAUUUGCUCGAGCAGAGAGAAGAUUUGGAAACUUACCAUGUGUUUUUCCUCACCUAACAAACCAUCACUAAUUUUUUACUAUUUAUACCUGAUGUAUAAAUACAUUUGACAUUAUUUGUACUUGUGACUUUGACAUUAUUUUACUCUCAAAAAAUCUUCCACAAAACUGCUGCUGUGAUUUCAGAAAUAUGCUUUUUUUUUCUUUUUUAACAUUUAUUUUUUCCAGCUCAAGAUCUACAAAUCAACAAACUGUUGAGCAUAUAUCAUUUUUCUAAGUUCAGAAAUUUGACAUUUAAAACUUGUUCAUUUCAAUCAGACCUCUAUUAUGGUUACUGAUAUAAACAAAACUAAAUUUAUUUUAACUGGUCUGUCAAUCAAAUACUAAAGGUUUUAAUUUGUUUUUUAUUUA